Molecule: messenger RNA, 1290 nt
Organism: Suncus etruscus (white-toothed pygmy shrew)
Lineage: Eukaryota; Metazoa; Chordata; Mammalia; Eulipotyphla; Soricidae
Gene: ADK
Product: adenosine kinase
Exons: 11
Coding region: 101-1138 (345 amino acids)
Biological process (GO): purine ribonucleoside salvage
Cellular component (GO): nucleus; cytosol
Molecular function (GO): adenosine kinase activity
Source: RefSeq, a predicted model, not a curated record
GGGGCAGACAGGCGGCGCGGCCGUGACUGGUCCUGCCUGCUGCUGCCGCCGCUGGCCGUGCGGACGCCGAGCAUCGUGCACGGGCCGGGCAGGUGAAGCCAUGACGUCGGUCAGUGAAAAUAUUCUCUUUGGCAUGGGAAACCCUCUUCUUGACAUUACUGCUAUAGUAGACAAGGAUUUCCUCGACAAGUAUUCCCUUAAACCAAAUGACCAGAUAUUGGCUGAAGAUAAACACAAAGAACUGUUUGAUGAAAUUGUAAAAAAAUUCAAAGUCGAAUAUCAUGCUGGUGGCUCUACCCAGAAUUCAAUUAAAGUGGCCCAGUGGAUGAUUCAGAAGCCACACAAAGCUGCCACCUUUUUUGGCUGCAUCGGGAUGGAUAAAUUCGGGGAAAUCCUGAAGAAGAAGGCAGCUGAGGCACAUGUGGACGCACAUUACUACGAGCAGAAUGAGCAGCCCACAGGGACAUGCGCUGCCUGCAUCACCGGCGGAAACAGGUCCCUUGUGGCUAAUCUUGCGGCUGCAAAUUGUUAUAAAAAGGAAAAACAUCUCGAUGUGGAGAAAAACUGGAUGCUGGUAGAAAAAGCAAGAGUUUAUUAUAUUGCGGGUUUUUUUCUUACGGUUUCUCCAGAGUCUGUGUUGAAGGUAGCUCACCAUGCAUCUGAAAAGAACAGAAUUUUCACUAUGAAUUUGUCAGCACCAUUUAUUAGCCAGUUCUACAAGGAACCCCUGAUGAAAGUUUUGCCUUAUGUUGACAUCCUUUUUGGAAAUGAGACUGAAGCUGCCACUUUUGCUCGAGAACAAGGCUUUGAGACUGAAGACAUAAAAGAGAUCGCUAAAAAGGCACAAGCUCUGCCCAAACUGAACUCGAAGAGGCAACGGAUUGUGGUUUUCACUCAAGGGAAAGAUGAAACCAUCAUGGCCACAGAUAAAGAAGUCACCACUUUUACUGUCUUGGAUCAGGACCAGAAAGACAUCGUUGAUACCAAUGGAGCUGGAGACGCAUUUGUCGGAGGUUUCCUGUCCCAACUGGUAUCUGACAAACCCCUGACUGAGUGCAUCCGCGCCGGUCACUAUGCUGCAAGUGUGAUCAUUAAGAGAACUGGCUGCACUUUUCCUGAGAAGCCGGACUUCCACUGACAGGCCAGCAGGCAACCAAACGAAGAGGACACAUGGACACAGCCCUGAUGGCGUCUCCACAACUCUACUAUAAAACCCAGAAGAGAAUUGUCGAUCAUUUGUCUCCUGAUAAUGUCUGUCCUGAAUUUAGGCGGUACAUACAGCAAUGCGCA